UAUUUUAAUAGAUCCCAGACCAUCAGGGUCUUUGUGCAGCAGUUUAUUGUUUCCGUCCCACUCAGUGAGAACAUCCAGGCUGUUUUAUGACUGAGCCAUAAAACAGAUAUAAAACCUGCAGCCGGAGUAGAAACGGAUUCACCGGAGAGAACAGGACUGAGAGAUGAAGCUGUUGGUGCUGCUGCUCCUGGUUCUGUCGGACCUCCUGGCCGUUUCCUCGGCCGGCCUGCAGGACAUCGUGAAGAAGAGCAUCAAACACAGAAAAGUUUCCUUGCUGAACCCGGAGCUGGAGGACCAGGUUCCUGAACUGGGCGGUACCACCGUUGUGUCCGGGCCCCUGACUCCAGCGGCCUUGGAGCCGCAGCAGGCCCCGCCUUCAUCCUUCCUUUUCGGUGACAACGUGAACCUGGAGUGGCUCAUCUGGGACGGAUCGCUGCCCAACGGCGCCGUUUCCAUCUACAACGGUUACACCAAGCGAACGGACUACGUCUGCAAGUACAAGUGCGAGGCUGGCUUCUACAACCCCAGCCUUGGCCCGUACUGCCGGUACCCCUACGGAGACCGAGAGUACUACGCCCCUGAGUUUGAGAUCCUGACCAACAAAGAUAACUUUGAGUUUCUGGAGUGGAAAGAAGGUUCCUAUGGUUCUGUGCCGCAGCAUUCGGUGAGAACCUGUGCAGGUGUUGGUAUCUUUGUUGGGAAGAACAAGUAUGGCCUCGGGAAAGUUGUUCCUCAGUUUGAGGCCUUCUUCCUGCCUUGGGAAGGUGAUGAGUUCUGGUACAAGAACUACCAGGUCCUGACCAUCAACAGAGACGCCUACACCCAGCACAUCACUGACGUCAAGUAUGCCAUCAACGAGGUCGAGAUCUUCCAAUACCCGCCCGAAACCAUGCGCAUCUCCGGAGUCACCAACAACGAGUGCCAGGCCAUCGUGAAGACAGUCACCAUCUCCAAGACCUCGGAGGUGGAAACCACCUGGAACAUCGGCCGAGCCACCAUGCUGGGCAUCGCAGGAAGCAUCACAGCCAAGAUCCCCCUGAUCGGGUCCGCCGGCAUCGAGCUGAGCGGAGAGAAGACGCUGCAGUUCUCCAGAGGAACCACAGUGGUGGAGUCGCUCAGCCACUCCGUGUCUGUGGAGCUCACAGUGCAACCGAACCACUCCUGCAGCGUCCGGAUGGAGGGGAGGAAGGUCAAAGCCGACAUCCCCUACACGGCUCGGCUGAGCAGAACCUACCGGAACGGGGAGACCCAGUGGACGUCCAUCUCUGGGACGUACGACGGAGUCCAGAUCGGAGAAGUGCGGGCCGUGGUGGAGCGCUGUGAACCCGUGGCUGAUGCUAAGCCCUGUCCGUGAAAGACUGGAGAAGAUGCACUGCAAAAAAACCAAACCUUACCAAGUUCUGUUGAUCUAGUUU
This is a messenger RNA of Gambusia affinis (western mosquitofish), 1415 nucleotides long. Its product is annotated as natterin-3-like. Bases 164 to 1354 code for a protein of 396 amino acids. Lineage: Eukaryota; Metazoa; Chordata; Actinopteri; Cyprinodontiformes; Poeciliidae. The record is from RefSeq and is a predicted model, not a curated record. The transcript is spliced from 3 exons.